CAGACAAGUAUUUACUUCCGGAACCAUAAUCACUUCCGGAACUAUGUUCUCUUGUUAGCGUUCUUAAUCUGUUCACGUUAAAAUAUGUGGAAUUUGAUAUAUUGGAUACUAAUUGUUUGUACACGCUUUUUCUUAGUUCUGAGUGAUCAGUCUGACAAUACUCCAAGAAUUUAUUCUCUUCAUGUAAAAACGGACAUACAGUUCCGGUUUGCGACCACUCUAGUAACAAGCCGAGUGGCCAAUCCGGCUAAUUUUACGCAGGAAGCCGAGUUCAAGGUCAUCCUACCAGAGGAAGCUUUUAUUUCAAACUUUACACUAGAGAUAGACGGCGUGAUAUACCCAGGGGUUGUUAGGGACAGAAACAUAGCCCGGAAACAAUAUGAAACAGCCAAGGAGAAAGGGGAGACAACUGGGCUUGUCAGUCAACAACCAAGAGACACAAGAACGUUUAGCAUAAUUAUUGCCGUAGCUGCGUUUAGUAAAUCCACAUUCAAUCUCACAUACCAGGAACUACUUGCAAGGGUAAAAGGGGCGUAUGAACACAAGAUAUAUAUUGAUCCGGGACAUCCUGUAAAAGAUUUCAAGAUACGCGUGACAAUUCUAGAGUCACGUGACUUAACGAAAUUGUAUGUUCCACCAAUUAGAGCACUGGAUGAAUUGCUAACAAAUAGAAUUAGUACAAAGGAAAAUGAUUUAGUUGUAAUAACAAGACCCAGUAAAAGGAGUGCUUACAUAGAUUAUCAUCCGACAAUUGACGAACAAGGCACGGAUGGUGUGUCUGGAUCUUUUGUUGUACAAUAUGACAUUGACAGGGCUUUAGAUGCCGGGGAUGUCCUGGUUGUAAAUGGGUAUUUUGUUCAUUUCCUUGCCCCUGAGGUCAAUGUGUUUAUUCCAAAAGACGCAGUGUUUAUCCUGGAUACCAGUGGAUCCAUGGAAGGUACAAAAUAUAGCCAAUUGAGGGUUGCAAUGAAUUCCAUCCUAGACGAGCUAGAAGAAGGUGACAGGUUUAACAUAAUAAUGUUUGGUGGUCAUGUGAGUGUGUACAAAGAAAAUGGCUUGAUUGACGCGACUCAAAGGGACAUUCAGAAGGCAAAGAAUUAUAUCAAGAAUAGAAGCCCGUAUGGAUCAACAAACAUCAAUGAAGCCAUUUUGAAAGGUAUAAGUAUUCUUCGAAAACAUAGUUGGGAAAAUAGUGAGCGUUCUCGAGUGAUUUUGUUUCUUACUGAUGGAUUACCAAGUGAAGGAGUGAAAAGCCCCAAACGAAUUCUCGACAAUAUACGUUUUGCAAACGAAGGUGAAAUACCUGUGUAUAGCCUAGCAUUUGGCAAUGACGCAGACUGGAAAUUGGUCAGAAACAUGGCAAUUCAAAAUAAUGGAAUAGCGAGAAAGAUAUACGAAGAUGCUGACGCUGAUUUGCAAAUUAGUGGCUUCUUCGACGAAAUAUCAGUCACCUUAAUGAGCAAUGUUUCUGUACAAUAUCUCGGAGAUUCUGUUGACGAUGAAAGCCUUACACAGACCGAGUUUGGGAAAUAUUUUGAAGGAUCAGAGCUCGUUGUAGCCGGAAAACUAACGGACUCGAUGUCUUCUACCGUGAACCUGCAAAUUGUUGGCAAUUUUCAGGAUGGUGAUUUAGUUCUUUCAGCGGACAAUAUUUCUAACAUCAAAGAAGUGUCGGACACGGAGAAAUUAAUGGCACAUACUGAUUUUGAAGAAGUAACAGAGAAGACCUGGGCAUACCUUACAAUUAAACAGUUGAUCCAUAAGGCAGAUAGUCUCCAGAAUAGAAGCGUCGCAAAAGAUAUAUAUAAGCAAGCAAAGAAGUUAUCAUUACAGUACAGCUUUGUUACACCUAUGACGUCAAUGGUCGUUACAAAACAAAAACUUAAACAACAGAAAUGGAGACAGAAAUCAGGCCCCAAACCCCCGAAACCCACAGCACUUUACGUCCAACGCUACAGUGGUGGUGGGGGUGGUGGAGGUGGUGGAGGUGGAUAUGGGGGUGGAGGAGGUGGAGAUCCCCACUACAUGAUACGUAUCAGGGGCAUUGAACAUCCGAUUUGUUUUGAUGUCGUGAGUAAAGAUGGAGAAAUACAUAACCUUAUAACUGAUACAAGAAACAAUGUAACACUUAACACACAGAUAAUCAAUGGAGGAAUAGAUAAACAAGGUAGACAGAAGACAUACAUCGGUGAAAUUGCCCUGCAGAUGGCGCAUCAUGUCAUCGUCAUAACGCCAAAUGCCGUCAUAUUUGAUACUAGGAUAUAUAAAUGGAAGGAAGAGAAGCUGAGACAAUUUGGCGGUCACCAAAUGCUAUUAUCAGAAAACGGCCGUCUGUGUACAGUAACUUUCAAGUUUGGAGCUGUCAUACUGAUUAAGCGACACCACACCAAGGACACAGGGAUGGGAUAUUUAAAUAUUUAUGUACAGCACGAAGAUGGCUUCAGUAAAAUGACCAGAGGAUUAAUUGGUCAGUUUGUCAACGGAUAUAAGCACAUCCACUUACAGAAACAACUUAUAAACAAAAGUGGAAUGACGGUGGCGAGACUUCAAAUUAAAGAAGGUCUUAAGUUUCAACGUAUGCCAGGAUAUGGCGUCAAAAAUAAUGCAAGGAAUCAAACACGCCAAAGAAUAACUGCAAGACUUAUACAAAGGGGAGACGUUGUAGAAAGAGGAAAGGAGAUGUGCUGGAUGGUGUUAAGACCGUUUACAGAGGCUCUUGUUGGCAGUAGGGGAACUUACGUAAAAAAAGACCUAUUACAUGACUUCUAAAACAAAAUUAAAUCAAAUGUAUGAAUGCAUGGGGAAAUUUAUAAAAUGUGCAAAUAAAAAGAUAGUUCAAAUUAGAAA
Molecule: messenger RNA, 2847 nt
Organism: Ruditapes philippinarum (Manila clam)
Lineage: Eukaryota; Metazoa; Mollusca; Bivalvia; Venerida; Veneridae
Product: inter-alpha-trypsin inhibitor heavy chain H3-like
Exons: 18
Coding region: 85-2769 (894 amino acids)
Biological process (GO): hyaluronan metabolic process
Molecular function (GO): serine-type endopeptidase inhibitor activity
Source: RefSeq, a predicted model, not a curated record